UAACAGUAUGGGAAACACAUGUGAACAUUGUAAUAAUAAAUAUUAAUAAUAAUAAAGGUUGGAAAGGAUUAUCAGAUUGUGGAUAAUAUUGUUGUGAAGGUUGUGAAUAAUGUUAUGUUUGUAUGAAACCAUGUUGUGUAUCUAUGAGAGAUGAAUGUAAAAGUUGUUGUGCUAUUUGUUCAUGUUAAGGAUUAGGUUAAUGUUUAUAAUGUAAUACAAAUCCAUGUUUAAUACUUGAUAAAUCAACUCCUGAUAUUUAAUAAACAUUAUAAAAUUAUGAACAUAAGACACAUUAUAUGGAUUAAUGGUAUGGAGAUGUCAUUCUUUUAGAGAAUAAACAAACUAAAAUACUUGCAAUAUUAAAAGUUUAAGAGUUUUUAUAUCAAUCUGAUUUUGAAGAGUAGAAUUAACAAUUUAUCUAACGUAAAUAAUUAUAAAAUGAUAACAUUGUAUAAUUAAAAGAAUAUAUGUCAAGAUAAGAAGAAGGUUUUUGUACAUCUAUUUAUAAAUCAUUUUUGAUAUUUGAUUAUAUUCUAACAGAUUUGGCUUCAGAAUUCUAAUAUAGAUUAGAAAAUAAGAUUCCUUAUUAAUAAGAAGAAUAUUAUCCAAUUCUUUAUUAAUGUAUCAAUGGAUUGAAUUAUCUACAUUAGAAUGGGAUUUUUCAUUAAGCUUUAAGAAUGAAAAAUAUAUUUAUUACUUAAGAUAAAUAUAAAAUAGCAGAUCCUCAUAUAUUUGAUCAUAGAAAUGAUUAUGAUAAAUUAUAUAGCGAAAAAUAGAAAUAUUCAAAAGUAGUGUAUCUAUCUCCUGAAUUAGUAAGUGAAUUAGAUAGAGGGAAUAAAGAACCAAAUGUUGAUUGGUUUAAAUCAGAUAUAUAUUCUUUAGGAAUGGUAUUUCUAUAAUUAUGUAGUGGAAAACUAUCAUCUCUUUGUUAUGAUUAUGAUUAGGGUGUUAUAUUUGAAGAUAAGAUAUCAUCACAUUUAUAAACAAUAAAAAUUUCAUGUCAUGAUUUCUUUUUUUAUAUUAUAAAAGAUAUGUUAACAGUAAAGGUAUCAUAAAGACCAACUGCUUAAUAAUUAUUUGAAAGAUUGGAUAAGAAUCCAAAAUGUAAAUAAUCAAUAAGUGUAGCUUAAAUAAUUUUAGAUUAACCUCAAGAAUAAUAAAUAGAAUAAUAAUAAUAAUAAUAUUUAUAAUAAGAUGUAUCAUAAUUAAUAGGAGGUGGUGGAUAAGAAGGAUUAGGUGAACCAAAUACAUUUGAUUAAUAUGAUGUAUUAGGUCUAAUAGGAAAUGAACCUACAAAAUAAAAAGACUUAGGUAUAUUAAUUUAAUUAUAAAUAAUAGUUGAAAAUGUAAAAGAGAGAUAUCCUAAUGGUUCAAGAUAUUAAGGAAUGAAAAGAAAUGGUUUAAGACAUGGAAAAGGUAAAUUCAUUCAUACAGAUGGAAGUUAUUAUGAUGGAAUGUGGAAAGAUAAUAAAAUGAGUGGAAAAGGAGUAUUAUAUAAUACUUAAGGUAAAGUUAUCUAUGAUGGUAAUUGGACAGAUGAUUAAUAUCAUGGUUAAGGUAUUGAAUAUAAUUAAGAAUAAAUACCAAUGAUUUCUGGAUUAGAUCAUAAUAAUCUAUCUAAUAUUACUUGUUGGCUUAAAUAUGAAGGAGCAUUUAAAAGAGAUAAUAGAGAAGGUUUUGGAACACUUUCAUUAAGUAAUGGUGAUAAAUAUAUUGGUGCUUUUAAGGAUGGAUAAAUUCAUGGAUUUGGUACUUAUUCAUAUAAAAAUGGAUAAUCUAUCUAAGGAAAAUGGAACAUGGGUAAAUUAUAAAAAUGA
Messenger RNA from Paramecium sonneborni, 1817 nucleotides. The record is from the annotation of a GenBank genome assembly. NCBI's taxonomy places the organism in Eukaryota, Ciliophora, Oligohymenophorea, Peniculida, Parameciidae.